Chenopodium quinoa (quinoa) is the source of this 892-nucleotide messenger RNA. RefSeq names its product upstream activation factor subunit UAF30-like. Lineage: Eukaryota; Viridiplantae; Streptophyta; Magnoliopsida; Caryophyllales; Amaranthaceae. The transcript is spliced from 3 exons. Gene Ontology annotation, cellular component: nucleus. The record is from RefSeq and is a predicted model, not a curated record. The coding region runs from base 177 to 569 and encodes 130 amino acids.
AAUGGGCCAUUAGCCCACAUUAAAGCCAUUACCGUUACAAUCAACACUAUUUUAUUUGAAACUCAACAAUUAAACCCCUCAAUUCAUUUGAGUUCUCAGUUACCCAGUUUCCGUUUCCACAAGUCUGCCGUUCAUCUUUACCUGCUUACUAUUCAAAGCUUCAUAGUUCUUCAUUAAUGGCGACUUUGAGGGCAAUCGGAGGUAAAUGCAGAGCUCUAAUGGCGGCCGCGAAGACCUCCACUGCUGCUUCCGUUGAAUCUUCAGCUACCAAGACGACUGCUGCUAAAAAAUCGAAGCCCGUUUCUGCUGCUAGCGCUACUAAGGGUAUUUUGAAGCCUGUACCUGUUUCUCCUACUCUCAGUCAAUUCAUUGGCUCUAACGAAGCUUCUAGAACCGAAGUUGUUAAGAAGGUUUGGGAUUACAUCAAGCUUCACAAUCUUCAGAAUCCUGAGAAUAAGAAGGAAAUAAUAUGUGAUGAGAAGCUGAAAGUGUUGUUUAGCGGGAAGGAUAGAGUCGGUUUCCUGGAGAUUGCAAAAUUGCUGUCUGUGCACUUUGUUAAGGCAGGUUGACCGCUUGACCAUGCCGCUGGAUGGAGGAAAAGCUAGCUAUAUCUAUUGAUGGAAUAUGCUAGGUUUUUAAGUUUUAGGGGGUCGAUAUUGGAGCCUGUAAUGUAGGUUUUUGUGCAUCGCUUUAGUUGUCCAGUUUGAUGUACUAGAUUGCCUUUUUUAUUCCACAUUUCAAUCCAAAUGGCUUAACCUUUGAAUGAAUUGUGUAAUAUGCAAGCUUAAGCAACUUGAUCGCCUUUGGGAAUCCUCUUGAAUGUAUGCAAGUCUGGUUGUAUAUUAAAUACUACAUAUUUCAUUUGCUAAAUCUUGAUCAAUUUGUUUGACAA